Penaeus monodon (black tiger shrimp) is the source of this 876-nucleotide messenger RNA. Its product is annotated as gastrula zinc finger protein XlCGF8.2DB-like. Gene Ontology annotation, biological process: regulation of transcription by RNA polymerase II. The record is from RefSeq and is a predicted model, not a curated record. The coding region runs from base 1 to 876 and encodes 291 amino acids. NCBI's taxonomy places the organism in Eukaryota, Metazoa, Arthropoda, Malacostraca, Decapoda, Penaeidae. Gene Ontology annotation, molecular function: chromatin insulator sequence binding. The transcript is spliced from 6 exons. Gene Ontology annotation, cellular component: chromosome.
AUGUGUCGCAAAUCCCAUAUCAUCGCUCGCAAGUCCUUCAUGUGCCUCGUGUGCGGCAAAGUGUUCGGCCAAAAGGGCCAUCUGAUGAUUCACAAGAAUGUCCACGCGGAGGUCAGGCCCUUCGGAUGCGACACCUGCGGCAGGCGCUUCACUCAGAAGGGGAACCUCCUUCGACACUUGGUCUUGCACACCAACGAAAAGCCCUUCGGGUGCCUCGUGUGCGGCAAAGUGUUCGGCCAAAAGGGCCAUCUGAUAAUUCAUAAGAAUGUCCGCGCGGAGGUCAGGCCCUUCGGAUGCAACACCUGCGGCAGGCGCUUCACUCAGAAGGGGAACCUCCUUCGGCACUCGGUUUUGCACACCAACGAAAAGCCCUUCGGAUGCGGCACCUGCGGCAGGCGCUUCACUCAAAAGGGGAACCUCCUUCGGUACUCGGUCUUGCACACCAACGAAAAGCCCUUCGGAUGCGGCAUCUGCAGGAAGUUCUUCGUGCAAAAAGCUCAUUUGGUGAAACACGUCGUGAUGCACAGGCAGAGGCUGGCUGCCCUCAAAAGGUGUCGGCGGAGAGAGGCGUCCCAGCGAGGGACUCUCGCUGAGACCUCCCUCAGAAUUUCAGCUAUUAAAUUAUUCUUAAACGAAAAUGUUAUUUUUGCGCUGUCGGGGAAAUAUGACAUGGAGGGUCCGCCACCCCGAAGUUGGAUGUGUAUCCAUGGUCACGUGAAACUCCCUAUAGAACUCUCAGAUCAGACAGAAAGUCAUAUGAGUUGUUUCCGAGAUUCCAAGAUGAUCAACAAGUCGUUCAGGUACCACGUGUGCGGCAAAGCAUGUCCACGCGGAGUUAUUGCUAACCUUACUAAGAUACAAGAAGUAAAUGACUGA